UUUUGGCAGUUUCUCUGUGGAAGGCCAGAGCUACGGACGGACGGUCGCGAGAGGGCUGUACUGUCAGGCACCGGGAAGCAGGGGCCGGGUCUGAAGAAAACUCGUGAAUCAUGGGUGACAUUAAAAAUUUUCUGUAUGCCUGGUGUGGCAAAAGGAAGAUGACUCCAGCCUAUGAAUUUAGAGCAGUAGGGAACAAAAACCGUCAGAAGUUCAUGUGUGAGGUUCGUGUAGAAGGGUUUAAUUAUACUGGCAUGGGCAAUUCUACUAAUAAAAAAGAUGCACAGAGCAAUGCUGCCAGAGACUUUGUUAACUAUUUGGUUCGAAUAAAUGAAGUAAAGAGUGAAGAAGUUCCAACUGUUGGGAUUGCACCUCCCCCACCUCCAGUUACUGAAGCUACUGACACUGCUACUACUGAUGCUGGAAAAAACAGUGAAAGUUUACCAACCACCAUGGGAGGACCUCUUCCACCACAUCUGGCUCUCAAGGCAGAAAAUGAUUCUGGAGCUGGAGCAUCUGGCUUUGGUGCUGCUUCUGGAUCCACCUGGGAACUGGGUACCGAUGUGAAGGACUUCUUCCCAAAAAAGGAGGACCCAGACGGAGAAGGCCGGGGAACCAAUAUGAAGGACUACUACUCAAGAAAGGAGGAACAAGAAGUAGAAGCGACUCUAGAAUCAGAAGAAGUGGAUUUAAAUGCUGGGCUUCAUGGAAACUGGACUUUAGAAAACGCUAAGGCUCGCCUGAACCAAUAUUUCCAAAAGGAAAAGAUCCAAGGGGAAUAUAAGUACACCCAAGUGGGUCCUGAUCACAACAGGAGCUUUAUUGCCGAAAUGACCAUUUAUAUCAAGCAACUGGGCAGAAGGAUUUUUGCACGUGAACAUGGAUCAAAUAAAAAGUUGGCAGCACAGUCCUGUGCUCUGUCACUUGUCAGACAGCUCUAUCAUCUUGAAGUAAUUGAAGCUUAUUCUGGACUUACAAAGAAGAAAGAAGGAGAGAGAGUGGAGCCUUACAGAGUUAACAUUUCUCCUGAUUUAGAGCAUCAGUUGAUAAAUGUGAUUCAAGAGCUAAAUCUUGAAAUUGUGCCUCCACCUAUUGAUCCUUCUAUGCCAGUUCUAUUCAACACUGGGAAACUGGCUCACUUUGAACCAUCUCAACGACAAAACCAAAUAGGUGUGGUUCCUUGGUCACCUCCACAAUCCAACUGGAAUCCUUGGACUAGUUGUAACAUUGAUGAGGGGCCCCUGGCUUAUGCUACUCCAGAACAAAUAAGUAUGGAUCUUAAGAAUGAAUUAAUGUGCCAGCUAGAACAUGAUCAAGAUUUGCAAGCAGUCUUACAGGAGAGAGAGUCUCUACCUGUGAAGAAAUUUGAAAGUGAAAUCCUGGAAGCAAUUAAUCAAAAUUCAGUUGUUAUUAUCCGAGGGGCUACUGGAUGUGGUAAAACCACACAGGUUCCACAGUUUAUCCUGGAUGACUUUAUCCAGAAUGAUCGAGCAGCAGAGUGUAAUAUUGUAGUAACUCAGCCUAGGAGGAUCAGUGCAGUCUCUGUGGCAGAGCGAGUUGCGUAUGAAAGAGGAGAGGAGCCUGGAAAAAGCUGUGGCUACAGUGUUCGAUUUGAGUCUAUACUUCCCCGUCCUCAUGCCAGCAUAAUGUUUUGUACUGUAGGUGUUCUAUUGAGAAAAUUAGAAGCAGGCAUUCGAGGAAUCAGUCAUGUAAUUGUUGAUGAAAUACACGAAAGAGACAUUAAUACUGACUUUCUUUUGGUGGUCUUGCGUGAUGUGGUUCUGGCUUAUCCUGAAGUUCGCAUUGUACUUAUGUCUGCUACUAUUGACACCAGUAUGUUUUGUGAAUAUUUCUUCAAUUGCCCUAUCAUUGAAGUUUAUGGGAGAACUUUCCCAGUUCAAGAGUAUUUUUUGGAAGACUGUAUUCAGAUGACCCAGUUUGUUCCUCCACCAAAGGACAAGAAAAAGAAGGAUAAGGAAGAGGAUAGUGGUGAGGAUGAUGAUGCGAAUUGCAACUUGAUCUGUGGUGAUGAAUAUGGUCCAGAAACAAAGUUGAGCAUGUCUCAGUUGAAUGAAAAGGAAACUCCUUUUGAACUCAUUGAAGCUCUUCUUAAGUACAUUGAAACCCUUAAUGUUCCUGGAGCUGUGUUGGCUUUUUUGCCUGGCUGGAACUUGAUCUGUACUAUGCAGAAGCAUUUGGAAAUGAAUCCACAUUUUGGAAGCCAUAGGUAUCAGAUUCUACCUCUGCAUUCUCAGAUUCCACGAGAAGAACAGCGCAAAGUGUUUGAUCCAGUACCAGUUGGAGUAACCAAGGUUAUUUUGUCCACAAAUAUUGCUGAAACGAGCAUUACCAUAAAUGAUGUUGUUUAUGUCAUUGACUCUUGCAAACAAAAAGUGAAACUAUUUACGGCUCACAACAACAUGACCAACUAUGCUACAGUCUGGGCAUCCAAAACAAACCUUGAACAGCGUAAAGGCCGAGCUGGUCGUGUGCGGCCUGGAUUUUGCUUUCACCUCUGUAGCCGAGCCCGUUUUGAGAGACUCGAAACCCAUAUGACACCAGAGAUGUUUCGAACACCAUUGCAUGAAAUUGCUUUGAGCAUAAAACUUCUGCGUCUGGGAGGAAUUGGCCAGUUCUUGGCCAAAGCAAUUGAACCUCCACCUUUGGAUGCUGUGAUUGAAGCAGAGCAUACUCUUAGAGAGCUUGAUGCAUUAGAUAUCAAUGAUGAAUUGACUCCUCUAGGACGAAUCCUGGCUAAACUCCCCAUUGAGCCCCGUUUUGGAAAAAUGAUGAUAAUGGGAUGUAUUUUCUAUGUGGGAGAUGCUGUCUGUACCAUUGCUGCUGCUACCUGCUUUCCAGAGCCUUUCAUCAGUGAAGGGAAGAGACUGGGCUAUAUCCAUCGAAAUUUUGCAGGAAACAGAUUUUCUGACCAUGUGGCACUUUUGUCAGUAUUUCAAGCCUGGGAUGAUGCUAGAAUGGGUGGAGAAGAAGCAGAGAUACGUUUUUGUGAACACAAAAGACUCAAUAUGGCUACAUUAAGAAUGACUUGGGAGGCCAAAGUUCAACUUAAAGAAAUUUUGCUUAAUUCUGGUUUUCCAGAAGAGUGUUUGUUGACACAAGUGUUUACUAACACUGGACCAGAUAAUAAUUUGGAUGUUGUUAUCUCUCUCUUGGCUUUUGGUGUAUACCCCAAUGUGUGCUAUCAUAAGGAAAAGAGAAAAAUUCUUACCACUGAAGGGCGUAACGCACUUAUCCAUAAGUCAUCUGUUAAUUGUCCAUUUAGCAGCCAAGACAUGAAGUACCCUUCUCCCUUCUUUGUAUUUGGUGAAAAGAUUCGAACCCGAGCCAUCUCUGCUAAAGGCAUGACCUUAGUUACUCCCUUGCAGUUGCUUCUGUUUGCCUCCAAGAAAGUCCAGUCUGAUGGACAGAUUGUGUUUGUAGAUGACUGGAUCAGACUGCAAAUUUCUCAUGCUGCAGCUGCCUGUAUUACUGCCCUCCGGGCAGCCAUGGAAGCUCUGGUUGUUGAAGUAACCAAACAACCUAACAUCAUCAGUCAAUUGGACCCUGUAAAUGAACAUAUGUUGAACAUGAUCCGACAAAUCUCUCGGCCCUCAGCAGCUGGUAUAAGCCUUAUGAUUGGUGCUGCACGGUAUGGAGAUGGUCCACGUCCUCCCAAGAUGGCUCGAUAUGAUAAUGGAAGUGGAUAUAGAAGGGGUUCUGGAUAUGGUGGUGGAGGCUAUGGCACUGGAGGCUAUGGUGGUGGUGGUGGAGGUUAUGGUAGUGGAGGAUAUGGCGGUGGAGGAUAUGGCGGUGGAGGAUAUGGAGGGGGCUCCAAUUCCUAUCGAAGAGGAUAUGGUGGAGGCUAUAGAGGUUUCCGGGGGGGUUAUAGAGGCAACUUUGGUGGAGACUACAGGGGAUCUAGUGGAGACUACAGGGGACCUAGUGGAGGAGACUUCCGAGGACCCAAUGGAGGAGACUUCCGGGGACCCAAUGGGGGAGACUUCCGGGGACCCAAUGGGGGAGACUUCCGAGGACCCAAUGGGGGAGACUUCCGUGGACCCAAUGGGGGAGACUUCAGAGGACCCGGUGGGGGAGACUACAGAGGACCCGGUGGGGGAGACUACAGAGGACCCGGUGGGGGAGACUACAGAGGACCGGGUGGGGGAGACUACAGAGGACCCGGUGGGGGAGACUACAGAGGACCCGGUGGGGGAGACUACAGAGGACCCGGUGGGGGAGAUUUCAGAGGACAUGGUGGAGGAGGCUACAGAGGGUCUGGGGGAUUCCAGCGAGGAGGUGGCAGAGGAGGCUUUGGAGGCGGCUAUUUUGGACAAGGAAGAGGAGGUGGUGGCUAUUAAAACUUUACAUGUCAGUGCCGAUGCAUAGACAAUUUAAAAAAUACAAAGCAUGCUAUGUGUUUUUCCCCAAAAUGUUUAUUUGCUCCCCCCAAAUAAACCCAUUUUCUUUUA
Cavia porcellus (domestic guinea pig) is the source of this 4466-nucleotide messenger RNA. RefSeq names its product ATP-dependent RNA helicase A. The transcript has a single exon. NCBI's taxonomy places the organism in Eukaryota, Metazoa, Chordata, Mammalia, Rodentia, Caviidae. Gene Ontology annotation, cellular component: nucleolus; intracellular anatomical structure; cytoplasm. The record is from RefSeq and is a predicted model, not a curated record. Gene Ontology annotation, molecular function: 3'-5' DNA helicase activity; ATP binding; ATP hydrolysis activity. The coding region runs from base 111 to 4355 and encodes 1414 amino acids. Gene Ontology annotation, biological process: regulation of mRNA processing; positive regulation of transcription by RNA polymerase II.